UGAAGACGUAACUACUUCCUGGAUCAGAAAUAGGAGAUGAUAGCGAUAUUUUGAUUUUGUGGUGUCCUUUGUUCAGUAAUAUCUUAAAUCACAGUUUCAAGCUCUACCUAUUACUGUUUUUAGCGCAGCUCAGUCUUGCCUCAUUCACCAUAAAUAAUCUGUGUUAGCGGAGUGUGACCGUUAUUUCUAGAGGCUACUUCUGUCUAGUGCUAAGUGACGUGAAGUCAGAAGGCUAGCUACUGAAGCUAGUUCUGCCAACCUCGAUAGAUUGAGCAAGUUAUGAUUGCAAUACAGUUGUGAGUAUUUCGGUUUCGGGAAGACAAACAGCAAACCAUCGAGACUGCUUUUCCAAAUCCAGAUAGAGUCAAGUCAUGAGUGCAGAAGACUCAAACCCUGCCGCCACACCCACUCCCUGUGAAGACAUACAGGGAGAUGGACGAUGGAUGUCAAUGCACAACCGCUUUGUGUCUGACAGCAAAGACAAAGAACCUGAUGUCGUGUUUGUUGGAGACUCACUUAUUCAGCUCUUGCACCAGUUUGGGAUAUGGCGGCAGCUGUUUUCUCCUCUCCAUGCCCUCAAUUUCGGGGUCGGUGGUGAUGCAACACAACAUGUGCUGUGGAGACUGAGCAACGGCGAACUGGAUAACAUCAGCCCAAAGGUUGUAGUGCUGUGGGUAGGCACCAACAAUCAUGGUCACACUCCUGAACAGAUCUGCGGAGGCAUAUUGGCUAUUGUCCAAGUCAUCAAGAACAAGAUCCCACAUGCUCACACACUUGUACUUGGUUUACUGCCCAGAGGUAAAAUGCCAAACCCUCUGCGGGAUCGAAAUGCCAAGGUGAACAAGCUGGUCCAAGAGGCUGUGUCAUCCCUCGCCCAUGCCUCUUUCCUUGAUGUUGACCCUGGUUUUGUCCACUCCAAUGGUAGUAUCUCCCACCAGGACAUGUACGAUUACCUUCAUCUGACUCCUCAGGGCUACCAGGCUGUGUGUGAACCUCUGCAUGCUCAUCUCAAGUCUUUGCUAGAAAAACCUACUGAGAACUGAAUAAUCAGGGCAAAAACUAACACUACUGCAGUGGUCCUUUUCCCUGUUUCCAGAGAACAUCACUCUCUGCCAAUUAACACCCCGAAUGAUGGAAUGAUUUCAUUUCUAAAUGUUCUGAGCUGUAAAUUAUUUUUUUAAGUCCUCUCUUUGACCAGGGUUGGUGACCACUGUAACAGAUAAUGGUACCAGGAAGCUUUCUGUGUCUAUGAUACAAUUAAAAAUUAAAUGUGCUGUUCUUUAGAGAGAGAUGAAGUCCAGCUUCUGUUUUGGUGAACAUUGGUUCUUGAAUUGUUUUUCCAUGGAAGAAUUUAAAGUAAUAUGAGAUCUGAAGGGUGGAUGUCACUUCAGUUGAACCUCUCAUAAGUUCGUCAAAGUUAAAUUAAAUAUAUGUUUGUAUUUUACUGAAUAAUACAGCCUGGCCAAAACAAAGUCCCACACUCUACUAUUUUGUUGGACCACGUUUAGCUUUGAUUGUGGCACACGCUCACCAUGGCAUCAUUUUAGUAAGCGUAUGUAAUCUCACAGCAUUGUUUUACUUUGGACAUUUAAUGUUGCUAAACCUAAACUUGAUCAGCUGAAGCAACCCCAGAUCAUAACACUGCCCCCCACAGGCUUGCACUGUAGACAGUAGGUAUGAUGGGUAAUCGCUUCACCCUGCUCUCUUCUCACUGUGAUGUGCCCAUCAUUCUCGAACAGGCUCAAUCUGGACUCAUCACACCGCACGACCUUUUCCUUUCCUUUACUCAACAGAUCAAUCUUUAUGCUCUCUAGCAAAUGGGGGGUUGUUGAAGAAACAAGAAGCUUCUCACUGCAUCAGUUAGAGUUUAACAUCUUGUUGCAGAUGAAACAUAAUAAUCACUGCGGUAAUUAUCCAGUGGAAGGAUCUGAACUUGCUUUGUUAAAUUCAGGUGAGGAUUUUUUAGGUAGGGUGUGUUUAUAUGUUUAGUUGGAGGGCUGAUGAAAGAAAUCCUCUGUUACAAACUGUUUUUGGGUUAUGAAUUAAAUAAAUUGAAUUCAUUUGGAGAUAGCUUUAUUUACUCUGUUGUGAUGUCUGAUGUCUUUCGUUUGUUUGAAGAAGUGUUCAUUUUCUUGUCUGAACAUGGCAAUCAAUUCAUAACUAUUGUAUACUUGUUUUUUUUUUUUUUUUAAUGAUGUCACUUGUUUUUCAGUUUAGUCCUUGUAGUGUUCCCUGCACCUGUAGGUGUACAGUAUGUGGGUAGAUUGUGCGGUUGUAUUGAAGCACUUCAGUAGGUCGUGUUGUAUGGAUAUCUAAAGUCACUUCAAUUUCAACUGUUUUUGGCGCAGUGUAUAAGGCUUUACACUAAAAUGCUUCUGAGCCUUUUGGAUAAGAUUGUACUGCUGAACUUGAAUUAUGCUUUAGGUCUGCUGGUAAUGUAAGUGAUGAAAGAAUGCAAUAAACAGAAAAAUUAUGC
This is a messenger RNA of Sphaeramia orbicularis (orbiculate cardinalfish), 2476 nucleotides long. It is a transcript of the gene pafah1b3, whose product is annotated as platelet-activating factor acetylhydrolase, isoform Ib, gamma subunit. The coding region runs from base 372 to 1043 and encodes 223 amino acids. The transcript is spliced from 5 exons. The record is from RefSeq and is a predicted model, not a curated record. Gene Ontology annotation, cellular component: cytoplasm. Gene Ontology annotation, molecular function: platelet-activating factor acetyltransferase activity. NCBI's taxonomy places the organism in Eukaryota, Metazoa, Chordata, Actinopteri, Kurtiformes, Apogonidae.